Helianthus annuus (common sunflower) is the source of this 754-nucleotide messenger RNA. RefSeq lists its product as uncharacterized. The record is from RefSeq and is a predicted model, not a curated record. NCBI's taxonomy places the organism in Eukaryota, Viridiplantae, Streptophyta, Magnoliopsida, Asterales, Asteraceae. The coding region runs from base 156 to 572 and encodes 138 amino acids. The transcript has 3 exons.
ACCCACGUAAACCGCCACCACUUUUAUUUUUAAUACAAAACCCCAAAAUUUCACAUAAAUACUCAAAUCUUUUCGAUUAUUAACUCACAAAUUCUUACGUGAUUCUUGUAAUCAUCUUCAUCUUCUUCCCCUUUAAUCAUUUCAACCUUUUCUUCAUGAUUAUCCAGGGUCAUGAGGUGCCAAGUGGAUGGCCUUUCGGGCUCGGUAGUAUGAACACAAGACUUAGUAUACGAGAGUGUGUGGAGGCUGAUACGGGUGCAAGAGAAUCUAACACGUAUCAUGGUCCCUCGUCGAGCUUUUCUUCGUUUUCAUCAUCCAACUUUGACACUGAGUCGACGGCGUCAUUUUUUCAAGACAACAGUGUCUCACUAGGCCGACUGAUUGGAAUCAGACCACGAGAAAAUGGAGCGUUGUACUUUCCAAGACCAGUAUGCAUACCGCAACAGAGAUCCCAACGUUACGAGGAAUCCCCUUACACUGAUCAAACCAACACGUCUCGAGUGAUUUGCGUUCCAAACCUGUUGAACAUGUUAGCCAAGAUGAGCAGAAGUAAAAGUCACUCAAAUCAUUGAAGAAUUAUCAACUACUGGAAUCAGAUGUGUGCAAUUUUCAAUAUCUUGUUAUCUACUUAUCUGAUCAACAGAAAGAGUAGUUGAAGAUUUGGUUGUGUUUGUAUAGCUGAUCCUGACAAAAAUAAAGAUGAAAUCCAUAAUAUGAAUAAUGAAAAUGAUAUGAUGGAACCAAGUUAGUUUCA